AUGACCCAAUCAAACAAUCGCCACGAUCUCGAGGAUCUUACAGAUGAUGAAGCUCUCUUUGAGGAACUUGAACGAGAAGAGGAUGCUGAUCUCUCAAUGCUACGCGAACGACGCAUCAAGGACAUUCAGGACGAACUCGAGCGGCGGCAGGCCAUGGAGGAAAAUAAGCAUGGAUUGUACACCGAGAUCACCAAUGAAAAAGAGUUCAUGGAUAUCACAACAUCAGAAAAGUAUGUCGUAGGUCACUUUUACCAUGAUGACUUUCGACGAUGCAAGAUUAUGGAUACGCAUUUGGAGAAACUUGCCAGAGAAUACUACAACACAAGAUUCAUCAAGAUCAAUGUCAUGAAUGCACCAUUCUUGGUCGAAAAGUUACAAGUUCGGGUGUUGCCAUGCGUCAUGGCUUGGUUGGAUGGUUUCGCUCAGAUAAAGGUCGUUGGCUUUGACGAAUUAGGAGGCACAGAUAGCUUUUCGACUGGCAUGCUCGAGCUCAAGCUAACGAAUGCAGGCGUCAUCCGCAAAAAGAACCAAGAUACCCAACAAACGAAACGUUCUAUAUUCCAAAACGAGGGCGGCGGUGACGAUGACGAUAGUGAUUUUGAUUAG
Messenger RNA from Lichtheimia ornata, 606 nucleotides. RefSeq lists its product as uncharacterized. The transcript has 6 exons. Bases 1 to 606 code for a protein of 201 amino acids. NCBI's taxonomy places the organism in Eukaryota, Fungi, Mucoromycota, Mucoromycetes, Mucorales, Lichtheimiaceae. Gene Ontology annotation, cellular component: cytoplasm. The record is from RefSeq and is a predicted model, not a curated record.